Messenger RNA from Cladocopium goreaui, 2886 nucleotides. NCBI's taxonomy places the organism in Eukaryota, Dinophyceae, Suessiales, Symbiodiniaceae. The record is from the annotation of a GenBank genome assembly.
AUGGACCUUUCAGGCCCACUGGAGUGCAGCCAUGCAUCCUAUGAUUAUGUGGCCAAGAUGCUGGAGCAAGGUACACCAAUGUAUUUGGAACCUCACAGGUUCACAACCAGAUCUGCAGAGGUCGCAAGGGAGAGGCCCGGCAAAGAACUGGUAUUGGACCAGACACACCUUACGGUCAAAGAGGUGGAGAACAAAGACAAGUGCCCUAUGCAAGGGGAACUUCAGGUCUUCCAGGCCUUGACCAGACGCUCCCUGGCCUGUGACCUCAUGGGCGUGUGCACCUUUCGAACAAUGGAGAGGUGGCAUCGUUUCCUCAUGGACAGCAUGCAGAUUGCAGCGCCUCCUGGGUACAAAUCUGCAACCAUUGAACAGAUCCUGCGAGCAGAUCGAGCAGGAUGGAUCAGACUUGCAGAGCGCAUUGACACCUUGCGCCGUGCCCCAGACGGUUCAUUGCCCCUCGACAGGGCCAUUGAGGAGUGGCGCACAGACCCAAAUGUGGUGUUUCACAUGAUGCCACUGCCCAUGCCCAAAGUGCAGGAGAAGUCAACUCCAACCAAACCAGCAAAGAAAGACUCACCUCAGAAAUCCCAAGGUGGUCAGGGCAAAGGACGCGGCAAAGGAAAGGGCAAAGGCAAGAACAACAAAGGCAAGAUGCCUCUCGAACUUGUUGGAUUCAGCCAGACCACCAAGUCAGGCAAACGUGUGUGUUACAACUACAAUUUGGCCAGAAGUUGUCCCUAUGCGGAGCCCAACAAGGAGUGCAGCAAGGGGAUGCACGUGUGCAUCAAGUGCGGAGGGACUGGAGGCCUUACUGCAGCCAUCCGGCACAUUGGGCUAGCACACAGCAUAGGAGUUGAUGCCCACGUGACAAAGCGGGUGAAAUCCCCAGUCGUCCGAUUGGACUUGACCUCUGAACAUGGGCUUGCGCUUCUGUGGCGCAUUUUGCAGCAGGAUAAUGUUGCAGCAGUACACCUUGGACCUCCUUGCGGCACCAGUUCCAGAGCCAGGGACAUCCGCCGCAGGUUUGGCAGUGACCCCAAACCGCUGCGAUCAGUUGCACACCCCGAUGGAUUGCCCUGGCUACAAGGCCUUGACCCAAAGAGGGUAGCAUCGGCGAACACCCUCUAUGACAUCACAGGCCAAAUCUUUGGUGUUGCAUAUGCCAAAGUUUGCUAUCACUUGUUUCUGCAACAUGGAGCCCUGGCAGUACCACAGCAAAUGGACCACGAUGCUGUCCAACUUACUCAAGCCAGCCGCGCAGCCUUGGGAACACAACCCCGUGGCAAGAAGCUCAAACCGCUGGUACGAGAGUUUGCAGCCAAGGUGACCAUUCAGGGCCCACAAGCGUGCCUUGCAGCCCUCCCAGACAAAUGUACUUCCGAUGUCACCUUGCCUACAACUUGCACUCCCAGCUUUGCAUUGCCUUUGUUGCCCAGACAUGCAACAAGACUCCAACCUCCGAUGCCAAUGGGGGAUAGUGCGGACCUUGGAAAUUGGACUACCAAAUAUGGGACUGCGUGGAAGCCAAAUGAAUUUAUCCAACAAGCAGCUGGGUUGUCACACCCUGGACACUUCAUGGAUGGCGUCCAUCCUGCGAUGGUCGAGCUCUUUGACAGAUUGGCGCAGAAAUCAACAGCCACUCCAGCCCUGGAAAGAUCAGCACAAAUGCGCAAGUGGCUGCUCAGAGCUCAAGAACUUCGUGACCAAGGUGUGGACGGUCUGGAACAAUCCCCAUCACAUAUCAGGCGCAUCCUGAAGGGCAAAAACAUGCAGCUCUUCGAUGAAAUGAACAAGGCGGCAGGAUCACCAGAUGUCAAUUUGGCCUCCAACGUGUGCAAAGGUUUUGACCUUAUGGGGACCAUUCCUUCAGGUGGAAUUUUCCCUUGCAAAUACACCCAUGCAACCUUGACACCUGAACAAGUGAGAGGCAUGGCCAAACUCUCAAAACAGGCCACAUGGAGGGCAACAGGGAAGUGCAAGGGCCAAAACCUUGCAGCAGAGGUGUACAAGGCAACUUGUGAUGAAUGCGAAAAGGGGUGGCUGUACUCACCAGAAGGUUUGGCAUCCAACAGUCUGCCACUCUGGGCGAUGGGAGUCGUGUCUACAAGACAAGACCAAUUGAUGACUUCUCCGAGCAAACCAGCCUGUGGCAUUCCAAUCUCAGGUGCUCCCUUUUGGGCAAGAGCAGCGGUCAUGGGAUUCUGCAGAGUAUCCUACGCACUCUGGUUGAUAGGAGUUGCCCUCUUCAAUCUGCAUUGGACAGUCUUCUUUGAUGAUUUUUACUUGAUAGCCUCUGAGCAAGAGCGAAGGCACAUUGACCUUGCACAGGGCGUCUUGUUUCAACUCCUGGGUUGGGAAGUGUCGUCAGAGAAGGGCGCCGAUUUUGAUGCCGUGGCUCGUAUCCUUGGGGUCCAGAUUGACCUGAGUGAAUCAAAUAUUGGUGUCUUCACGGUGUGCAACGUUGAUGCCAGGGUCAAAGAACUAGUGGCGACAAUUGACCACAUCCUCUCACAACGAACCCUGUCAGCAGCUGAGAUGAGAGUGCUGAGGGUAGGUUGGUCUUUGCAGAAGCUCAAAUCUUCGGAAGGAUUGCAGGGCUACAUAUGCAACAGCUGGGAAGAUGGGAGCAUGCAGUUGGUUGUCACUGAACACCAAGUGGCUCUUUUGAAUCCACGGCACAAAGAGACAAUUAUCUUUGAGCUGGAGGCGCUUGCAGUCCUAUGGGAGUACAGCACUAACUCCGUGUGUUGGUAUGAACGUGUGCCGUCGGCAGCCAAUGUGGCAGAUGGGCCUUCACGUGGUGACAAAUCAGACCUUGAAUUGAAUCUUGAAAUUUUGGUAGAAGUCAGCGAUGUGCUGCACGCUCUCAGUUUGGCGUCUCCCUGA